GAGACGUUGACCGUGCCAACAUGAACAAGGUUCUGAUUGUUGGCGUCACGCUCGUAGUAGCAGUACAGUUCAUGAUGACAGCUGGAUUCCCCACUUCAUGGGCGGCCCCUCCAGAACCUGAAGACGACGGUCACCAUGGCCACCACCACAAUGAUGAAUACGAUCACCAUCAUGACGAUCACCAUGGCCACCACCACAAUGAUGAAUACCAUCACCACCAUGACGAUCACCAUUUCCACCACCACAAUGAUGAAUACCAUCACCAUCAUGACGAUCACCAUUUCCACCACCACAAUGAUGAAUACCAUCACCAUCAUGAGGAUCACCAUAGCCACCAAUACAAUGAUGAAUACGAUCACCAUCAUGACGAUCACCACGGUCACCACCGUGAUGAUCACCACGAUCACCAUCAUGAUGAUACCAACGAUCGUAACAUUCACCAUCGUAAUGACCACCACGAUCGUGACGAUUACUUCCAUCUUGGCUUCCCUCCUGUAGGUUACAUAUGAUGAUCAGUUGUAAUAAACGUCUUCAUUAACAGAGAAAGUAAAUAUUAAGUGCAAUGACCUGCUUCAUGUUUAAUGUAUAUCUUUAGAUGA
Molecule: messenger RNA, 599 nt
Organism: Schistocerca serialis cubense
Lineage: Eukaryota; Metazoa; Arthropoda; Insecta; Orthoptera; Acrididae
Product: histidine-rich glycoprotein-like
Exons: 2
Coding region: 21-509 (162 amino acids)
Source: RefSeq, a predicted model, not a curated record